AUGCCUGCCUAUCACUCCCAAUUCAACGAUGUAACAGAAGUAGAAACAAUUGGUGGAAUGGCAUUAUUGCCGAUUAAAUCGGAUAAAAGAUAUAUUAGAGCACCAUCUAUCGAGUAUGAUAUAGUUGAUGAAGCGUUAGAUCUUUUCAGAGCCAAUUGUUUUUUUCGUAAUUUUGAGGUUAAAGGAAAUGCGGAUCGAGUAUUAAUCUAUUUAAUAUUAGUGAUUUCUGAUUACUUAAGUCAGCUACUAAUAAAAAAUCCAACACAAAAAGAGGCAGUAAAAUUUUUAAAUAAUCGAGCAGUAGAUAAUGAAUUGGAAACUAUUCCUGGCGAAGUAACAUUUCCAUUAAGAGUUUAUUGUUCUUCACCAGCUAACAGAAAUGAAAUGGCUGUAACAAAUAAUGCAUCCAUUAAAACAUUUGAGCAUAUAUUAUCAGCGACUUUUGGAGUUAUCAGUGACCAGGCAUCGAAAUUAGGAUUAAAAGAAAAUAAAUCUAUAAUUAGCCUUUAUGGAAUUUAUCAAGUCAUACAAUUUAAUCACGCACCAUUAAUUACUAUUUUAAUUGCUGAUUCUGAAGCAAACACUGGCGUAUUAUUAGAUCUUGGAAAUGAAUUAAAAGAAAUAGCAGAUUUAAUAUCUGCAACAUUAAUUGAAAGACAAACAUCAGCAACAUAG
Molecule: messenger RNA, 675 nt
Organism: Entrophospora sp. SA101
Lineage: Eukaryota; Fungi; Glomeromycota; Glomeromycetes; Entrophosporales; Entrophosporaceae
Source: the annotation of a GenBank genome assembly